Anopheles marshallii is the source of this 482-nucleotide messenger RNA. RefSeq lists its product as uncharacterized. The record is from RefSeq and is a predicted model, not a curated record. Bases 18 to 482 code for a protein of 154 amino acids. The transcript is spliced from 2 exons. NCBI's taxonomy places the organism in Eukaryota, Metazoa, Arthropoda, Insecta, Diptera, Culicidae.
AAAGCAAUAUCCUCACAAUGAAACUCUUCCUGCUGAGUGUGUUUUUCUUCCUGGCCACCUGCCACGCCGCUCAAGCGUUGCGUUGUAUGCAAGGGGUCGAGCUGAUUCUGCCCUCGAACGGUACCCCGGAGAAGGACAGCGAAAAAGUGCCGGAAUACACCGAGUGCGGGCUGGUGACCACGGGUGUGUCGGCUGCCACCCUGCUUGGGCUGAAACCGAGCACGGCCGUGCUGCCCUCGGGCGACUACAAGUGCUACCAUCUGCGGAUUGAGGACAGCGACACCAAGAAGGGAACCAUCGUGAAGGGCUGCAUCUACAAGGCCCAGAACGUGUGCGACGGCAAGUUCAAGGUGGACACCGCGCGCGAAGUAUUCUGCAGCCAGUGCGAUCAGGACGAGUGCAAUUCGGCCCUUCGUUUCGCGUCCAACUGGAAGAUUCUCAGCCUCACCCUGUUCACCAUCGUGUGCUUCUUCAUGAAGUAA